This is a messenger RNA of Angiostrongylus costaricensis, 1965 nucleotides long. NCBI's taxonomy places the organism in Eukaryota, Metazoa, Nematoda, Chromadorea, Rhabditida, Metastrongylidae. The record is from the annotation of a GenBank genome assembly.
AUGCGCCAUGCAUCUAACUCCAUUCGUCGCAUUAAAGAAGUGACUGAAGUCAUUACCGCAGACAAGGCUGGUACCAAAUUUGCCCACGGUAUUCCACGGGCAUACGUAUCUCAAGGAUUGCGACGAACUCUAUGGUUGUUACUCUUCCUUUUUUGCUUCUGUGCUUUCGGUUAUCAGGCGUACCUUAUUGUUCUCAGAUUUCGCAGAAACGACAUAAUCGUUGGUGUUGAGAUUAAAUUCGAGGAAAUUCGUUUCCCUGCUGUUACUAUAUGCAAUAUAAAUCCAUAUAAAAAUUCUCUAGCACGUCAGGCGGCUUCGAUUAAAAACGCGGUGAGUCCGGUCGCUUAUAUUUCAACUGUUUUAAAUGACAUUCUUAUUUUCCAGGUUAGGGUUCGUCGAGGUAAGAAACGUAUUUAUGAGAAGAUUCUCAGCCAACAUGAAGGCAUUCUAGCAGCAUAUUCGAUGUGUGAAUGCAAUCCAGCUCACGGAUGCUUUUUCAUCAUUUCAGUGCCUUUGAUGAUCGUAUUUCAGUAUGUCACCAAUAAUUCCUCUCCAUGUGUCUGCUUCUACAACAAAAACAAUGACCAGGUAUGGCCGUGCUAUCGCCAAGAAGAAUGGGAGGAACGAAAAUGCUCAAGGUGCAAUUCGUUCGGUGAUUGUCACUUUUCCAUCUCCCAGGAAGGUGCACUUUACGACUGCUUCUGUGCGAUGCCGAUCCGAAUGUGUGUCCGGAUCGAUCCGUCUGAAGGAAACUUCACUGUUUUAACUGAUCGAAUCGUGAGGGUGUGGGAUAUCCUGCCGACGACCACUCCAUCACCAUCUCAGAAGAAGCAGAAAGAUCGUGAGAAGGCAUACGGAUAUACGGGCGUCACAGAUCCGAUUGCGUUGAAAGGAAAAGCAAUGGAGAAUAUCAUUUUCGCUGUGGAUCAACUGACAGAGGCGGAAAAGUGGGCGAUAAGCUAUAAAAAAUCCGAGCUCAUCACCAAGUGCUCAUUCAACGGCAAAGAAUGCAAAGUUGAUGACGAUUUUCAUUCGUAUCUGGAUCCAACGUACGGUGCUUGCUUCACUUACGUAGGAAAUCAAUCAGCAAACCUCGUCAGCGAAAGGUCCGGACCAGCAUAUGGACUUCGCCUCGAACUAUUCGUGAACAUCACCGAGUACCUUCCAACAACGGAGGCAGCUGGUGUACGUCUCACUGUACAUUCGUUUGAAGAACAGCCCUUUCCCGAUACGCUAGGACAUUCUGCUCCCACUGGAUUUGUUAGCAGCUUUGGCAUCAAAAUGAAAUCGAUGUCCCGUCUUCCUCUACCUUACGGAGAUUGCAACGAUCGGGGAAAAGAUGAGGAUUUUAUUUAUGUUGAUAAAAAGUACAACACCGAGGGUUGUCAAAGAAGUUGCAUCCAAAAACAUUUGGCUACUACUUGUGGAUGUGGAGAUCCACGCUACCCACCUUUCCGCUCAACAAAGAACUGUCCUGUCGACGAUCCCAGCAAACGAGAAUGCCUCAAACGCGAAUUUCAAUACGCAAUGCGCCAUUCGAAAAAAAUUGGAUGUAGAUGCAGACAACCAUGCAGCCAGGAUGUCUAUUCGGUGUCUUAUUCCGCUUCUCGUUGGCCAGCCCUUCCUGGCGAUCUGUCCGGAUGUCCUGCAGGAAUGGCAGCUCAUCAUUGUUUGACGUACAAAAGGGAACAAGGCGCCAUGGUUGAAGUGUACUUCGAACAGCUCAACUACGAAUCACUGCUCGAGAGUGAAGCAUACGGGUUGCCGAAUCUGCUGUCAGACUUCGGCGGACAACUCGGCUUAUGGAUGGGCGUUAGUGUUAUAACAAUUAUGGAGGUGUUUAUUCUGGUGUUCGACGUCGUGCUUACUAUCUUUGGCCUGACGAAGAGCAAAAGGAGGACGUUUUCGAUGAGGAGGAGUGUUCGAGCGUCAAAGGGCUACAAUGCGGCAACUACAGCACGCUGA